Messenger RNA from Cajanus cajan (pigeon pea), 1589 nucleotides. RefSeq names its product Tetrapyrrole (Corrin/Porphyrin) Methylase. Gene Ontology annotation, molecular function: diphthine synthase activity. The record is from RefSeq and is a predicted model, not a curated record. Gene Ontology annotation, biological process: protein histidyl modification to diphthamide. Lineage: Eukaryota; Viridiplantae; Streptophyta; Magnoliopsida; Fabales; Fabaceae.
AUUACUGAAUUUAUCUAAGACUCUUGUCCUCCUUGUUCAAAUCGAAACUGAAAGACCCCAUAUCGUGACCGCCGCCGCCGCCGCCGCCGUGCGCUCCGGUCGCCAUCUCCAUUCGCCGUCUUGCUCUCAUCUUUGGUGAAGUUUGGAGAGCUUACUGGAAUUUCUUCAGAACUUGUUGUGUGGAUGAAAGAAAAGUGACGAUGGUUGAUGCAUGAACUUAAGGGCCUUGAGGUCUGUUCCCACUGUAUUUACAGUCUAAAUCCAAAUGUGUUUGAAAGCUGAGUAUAGCACAGUGGCAGUGAGCAUGUUAGGGUGAUACAUGUGGAGUUGAGUGCGAGGGUUCAAGUGAAUAGAAAAGAAAAAUUAAGUUGGGGAAGGAGGGAAAGAAUUAAUUAGAGAGGAAGGGGUGUGGUUUUUCUGAUUUCCGAAGCAAAAAUAUCAACGAGUGAAGAAGAAAAAUGCUCUACAUAAUUGGUUUAGGGUUAGGUGAUGAGCAAGAUAUCACUCUCAAAGGUUUGGAAGCUGUGAAGAAGUGCAACAAGGUUUACAUGGAAGCCUACACUUCCCUCUUAUCCUUUGGUCUCUCCACUGAUGGCCUAUCCAACCUGGAAAAACUAUAUGGUAAACCCAUUAUUCUUGCCGACAGAGAAAUGGUAGAAGAAAAGGCCCAUGAAAUUCUUUCUGAAGCUCAUGAUGCCCAUGUUGCUUUCCUUGUUGUUGGGGACCCUUUUGGGGCUACUACUCACACUGACCUUGUUGUUCGGGCAAAGAAGAUGGCAAUUGAUGUUAAAAUUGUACACAAUGCAUCUGUGAUGAAUGCUAUCGGAAUUUGUGGUCUACAGCUUUACCGUUAUGGGGAGACUGUUUCUAUACCAUUCUUUACAGAGACAUGGAGACCUGAUAGCUUCUAUGAGAAGAUUCAAAGAAACCGAAUGAUGGGACUGCACACACUUUGCUUGUUAGAUAUUCGGGUGAAGGAGCCCACACUAGAAUCUUUGUGCAGAGGAAGAAAAACGUAUGAACCACCCAGAUAUAUGACAAUCAACACGGCCAUUGAGCAGCUCUUGGAGAUUGUGGAAGCACGUGAAGAAUCUGCCUAUAAUAAGGAUACAGAAUGUGUUGGCCUUGCUCGGCUUGGUAGUGAAGAUCAGAUGAUAGUAGCUGGAACAAUGAAGCAGUUGCAGUUGAUUGAUUUUGGAGCACCUUUGCAUUGCCUUGUUAUAACAGGCAAGACCCAUCCCGUGGAGGAAGAAAUGCUGGAUUUUUACAGAUGCAGGACAUAGAUAUACAACAUUUAAGACAGCAGGACCAGUAUAAUUUAAAAAAAAAAAAAAAAAAAAAAAAAAAAAAAAAAAAAACUUGUUUGUUUCUGUUAAAGGAGCCCUGGUAUUUUUGUUCUUUAAAACAUUUUGGUUGCUAAUCAGGGCUAAAAGUUAACUAAAUUAAUUGGUGGCGGAAGAUUAUGGUGUACCGGGUUUUAAUUUGGUGAGUGUGCUGAACGAACACAUUUUCCUUUUUCUUUUUUGAAAUUCAGUUGAUUGUUCUAGAGAUACCAAAAGAUAUAGAUCUAAAUAUCCGUUGAAGAACUA